GCCAGGAAAUACUCUUCCCCCUCCUGAGAGUCUCCAAAGUCAUGGUUCUAUAAUGCUCCGUCGCUGGUCUUCAUUUCGAUCAACUUCUGUUACAGCAUUGUGUCCCCAUCUCACCAGUUCACCUGGCUCUUUUAUCGCUCAGUUCUGUCAUACUCCGACUAACCGAUUAUCCGCUUCCCUCUUUACCGCAACCCCACCCACGAAAAUGAAGCACCAUCUCAUGGUCGGUACCUGGACCCCUCCAGGUCGCAUCUACACGGUCGCAUUCGAUGAUGAAGCCUUGACCUUGGACCUGGUCAAGAAGACUGACAUUCCCGAGGCGGAGCCUAUUUCUUGGAUGACCUUCUCGCACGACAAAAAAGCUAUCUAUGGCGCAGCUAUGAAGAAAUGGAACAGCUUUGCUGUUAACAGUCCCACCGAAAUCGUUCACCAAGCCUCCCACCCAGUGGCAGGUCAUGAAUUGGCUGCCAGCGCCGACACAAACACCCGUGCGAUCUUCGUCCUAGCUGCCCACAAGCCUCCCUACAACGUCUAUGGCAACCCUUUCUACAAGUACGCUGGCUACGGUAACGUCUUCUCCACCAACGAGGACGGCAGCCUGCGUGAGAAUAUCCAGAACUACGAGUAUGAACCGAACACCGGUAUUCACGGCAUGGUCUUUGACCCCACGGAGACAUACCUCUACUCGGCCGACCUGCAGGCCAACAAGAUCUGGACACACAAGAAGGAUGCUACCACCGGGCAGCUGACUUUGGUCGACUGUCUCGAGGCGCCCGCGCCGGGUGACCAUCCUCGCUGGGUUGAGAUGCACCCUAGCGGUAAAUACCUAUAUGUGUUGAUGGAGGCAGGCAACCGACUGGGCGUCUACGUCAUCGACGAACGUACCCAUAAGCCCGUCUUCACCCACAUCACCUACCCCUUACUUCCUGACGGACUUCCCCCGCGCAACAAGUACCGUGGUGAUGUGACCUUCACCACCAAGAGCGGCGAAUAUCUUUUCGCAACCACCCGUGGAAACUCUUUCGAUAUCACGGGAUACAUCACAGCCUUCAAGUUGGGUCCUAACGGAAACAUUGAGCGGCAACUGUUCGUCCACCCAACCUCAACCAGUGGUGGACACUCCAACGCAGUAAGCCCUUGUGACUUCAGUGACGAGUGGCUGGCGCUGUGCGACGACCAGCUUGGCUUUGUUGAGAUCUAUCGCUUCCGCGACGAGAACCUUGCCCGGGUGGCUCGGUGCGAUAUCCCUGAGAUGGGUUUCGGCAUGAACGCGAUUUGGUAUGAUUAGAAGUGCAGAUGCCUGUAAAGUACAUAGAGUAG
This is a messenger RNA of Aspergillus homomorphus CBS 101889, 1320 nucleotides long. Its product is annotated as lactonase family protein. The record is from RefSeq and is a predicted model, not a curated record. The annotation marks the transcript as partial. Gene Ontology annotation, molecular function: protein binding; 6-phosphogluconolactonase activity. The transcript is spliced from 4 exons. Lineage: Eukaryota; Fungi; Ascomycota; Eurotiomycetes; Eurotiales; Aspergillaceae.